Messenger RNA from Poecilia reticulata (guppy), 2863 nucleotides. RefSeq names its product sorting nexin family member 30 (gene snx30). Gene Ontology annotation, molecular function: phosphatidylinositol binding. NCBI's taxonomy places the organism in Eukaryota, Metazoa, Chordata, Actinopteri, Cyprinodontiformes, Poeciliidae. Gene Ontology annotation, biological process: endocytic recycling; reticulophagy; piecemeal microautophagy of the nucleus. The record is from RefSeq and is a predicted model, not a curated record. Gene Ontology annotation, cellular component: early endosome; phagophore assembly site.
CCUUGACUUCCAAGGGCUAUCAAUUUGUGAAAAUAAUAAACCUAAAAUUAAAAUUUCUUCCAAGUGAAAUGUGUGACAUUGUAUGUCUUGAAAUGAAUGUAAAAUGCCAGGAGCAUAUGAAAUUGUGGAGGAAACAUGGGCUCAACACGGCGUGGCUUUCUGACGUCAAUAUUUUUAACCAUAAUUUAGCUAAAAACUCCAACUAUAAAGUUACAAUUGCUUCAAAUCUCGCUAAUUCUGGCUAGCCAUUAGCAUUAGCUCAAGGCGGUUUAUGGCUAAUUUGCCAGUAAAAUAGCAGAGCAGUAGUAGAUGCAUCUAUUUCAACGAUCUCCUCUUCUCCUCUUCUUAAUAGACGAUCUUUGGAUUGUCAGCCAUUGACGUGUUUACAACCGGGGUCUUUUAGAUGAACAUCCGGAGCUGGGCAGUGUGGGUCAGCUGACUGUUGUAAUCAACUAGCGGCUGUUGUUAACAUCUCAUCUGAAGAGGAGCAGGAGGUAGAAAAACCAUCUCCUCUGUCUGCCCAAACGCACCCAGCCGCUCGCCUGCCGCUAAGCCCGACAACCGGCCACGUCUUCCCGCCCUCAGCAGGGAUGAGUGUCGGCGCUCCGAGAGGCCUGGCCAGCUCGGGGCAGAAGCUCAUCACGGAGAUCCUCCACCCGCUGUCCGCCGCCGAGGAGCCCCUGUCCCCGGGGCCAGAUGUCACCAUCAGCGCAGAGAAAGAUAAGGAGCCGGGCCUGGCCAACGGCACGCCGCUGGAGAUUUCCAGCCCYGCCUCUGCGUCGGUGCUGCUCAGCAGGCUGCAGCUGGACGGCGACCCGGAGGCCGACGCUCACGACCCGUUUGGCUCCGGAGAACCCCGCGACCUCUUCGUCACCGUCGAUGACCCCAAGAAGCACGUCUCCACCAUGGAGACGUACAUCACCUACAGAGUCUCCACUAAGACGACACGGAUAGAGUUUGACCUUCCGGAGUACAGCGUGCGGCGGCGCUACCAGGACUUCGACUGGCUGAGGAUAAAACUAGAAGACAGCCAGCCGACCCACCUCGUCCCCCCGCUGCCAGAGAAGUUUGUGAUGAAGGGCGUGGUGGACCGCUUCUCCGAGGAGUUUGUGGAUACGAGGAUGAAGGCUCUGGACAAGUUCCUGAAGCGAGUGGCGGACCACCCAGUUCUSUCUUUUAACCCACAUCUUAAUGCCUUCCUGACUGCCAAGGAUCUGAACAAGCGUCAGGGUCUGGCCCUGCUGACCAAAGUGGGCGAAUCUGUGAAGAACGUGGCCGGAGGCUACAAGCUGCGGGCGCGGCCGGCGGARUUCUGCGCCAUGGGAGAGUAUCUGGACAUGUUCAGCCAGAAACUGGGAACCAUCGAUCGCAUCGCUCAGAGGAUCCUCCGAGAGCAGUCAGAGUACCUGACGGAGCUGCGCGAGUACGGCGCCGUCUACUCCGCCUGGGCCGGCUCAGAGGAGCAGCUGCAGCGCCCCCUGGAGGGCGUGGCCGGCUGCGUGACGACGAGCUGCGGCGCUCUGGAGGAUCUGAGCGACAACAUGAGCCAGGACUUCCUUCCUGUUCUCAGAGAAUACGUUCUCUACAUUGAGUCUAUGAAGAACGUUUUGAGGAAGCGGGACCAAGUUCAAGCAGAGUACGAGGGCCGCCUGGAAGCGGCCGUGUUGCGCAAACAAGAAGAUCGGACGCCCAUUCCUGUGGAAGUGGAGAAGUGCCAGGACAAAGUGGAGUGUUUCAACGCUGACCUGAAAGCAGACUGGGAACGCUGGCAGCGGAACAAGAGGCAAGACUUCAAACAGCUCCUCACGGGCAUGGCCGACAAAAACAUCAGCUACUAUGAGAAGAGCCAGGCAGCGUGGGAGUCCCUCAUAACGCUCCUCCAGGAAAAACAGACUGAGGACAAAACGAGCGAGACGAACUGAAAACUGAACGCGUACUUGAACGUCGCACUCAGCCAAGCCAAGGAAAACCAGCGACGGGGCAGCAGGUUCUAACCGCCAGCGGUCCGCCUCCUGCUGCCCUGAGAGAAACAAUGACGGUGACGCGGAGAGCGGCCGCCUUCCACGCCGAUUCGGCCUGGGAAGAAAGGUAAUGAGUGGUGUGUUUGAGGUCUGCUGGGACAGUAGAGAAUCUUCUGUACAGAUCCGUCGUUUUUUUUUUUUUCUAUUUUUAUGGACUUUUUCUACCUAAUAUUUCAGAUUAAUGGUCUUUUUUGUGUGUAUGUUUUUUUUUUUGUUGUUGUUGCCAAUGCUGCUUGUGUUUAUUUAACUACAUUUGUGGAGAGAUGCGUUUUUCGUCCGCCCUCUCCGUUUUCACACUGAGCCAAAUGGGUAUCGAGGACCGGAAAUGCCGCAGUUCAAUAUAUCAAUAUUGGUUGGUAAAUAAAUAUUUAUAUAUGCGAUAAUUCAGUUAAAGUUGUAAAGAAGUUUCGAAUAAUCACACAUUUAGUGAUUAUUAUUUAUUAAAAACUUUAUCAUGAAGAAUAACGAAAUGAGAAAAUAGAUUUUUUUUUUUUUGAGCUAAUACCAGUCAUGAUGAUUUAAAAAAAAAUUUACUUGACACUUUCGUCUGCUUGUUUUGUUAGAACUGGUAAUGGAAGUGUUUAGGCGGGGCUAGCGCUGCUACAGACAAGAGGAUUGGUCUACAGCCGAAUUGAUGUGCAGCAUAACCAAUCAGAUUUGAUCAUUUUUAUAAUUUCUUUCUCAAAUGCAGCACUGAACCUAUGACAAAAUUUACAUAGUUAUAAAUAAUGUGAUUGACUAAUUUUUCAUUAAUAAAUUUGGAAUUAUUUUUUUAAUUAUUAGCUAAAUUUAUAGGUUUGUUUAUUUGACGUGAUACAAUUUUAUGUGGAUUAAAAUUGUGU